This is a messenger RNA of Acanthoscelides obtectus, 358 nucleotides long. NCBI's taxonomy places the organism in Eukaryota, Metazoa, Arthropoda, Insecta, Coleoptera, Chrysomelidae. The record is from the annotation of a GenBank genome assembly.
AUGAUAAAACCAUACCGACAGGCAGAUUUAGAUUCUCGCGAAAGAAAGAUAUACAAUUACCGAGUUUCUCGAGCGCGGCGCAUUGUAAAGAAUGCAUUUGGAAGCUCGGCUUCUAGAUUUCGGAUAUAUAAAACUAAAAUUAAUCUAGAACCCAAGAACAUUGAUAAGUUCUGCAGAAUGUUUCGAUCACGAAAACCUAGAAGAUGGAACUAUUACAUCAGGUUUAACAUCACAUGAUUCAAACAUGGAGCCAUUAUAUCGACGAAACUCUGGAAAUAAUGCAACUGCUGCCAAAAAUGUUAGAGAACAGUAUGUACAUUACUUUAAUAACGAGGGGAGUGUACCUUGGCAAGAUAAC